AUGGUUAUGUAUUUUACGCAAGUCUAUUUGUGGACGACGCUUCUUGCCACCGUGCUGACUUGGGCAAUAUUCCACGUCAGCAACCGGAGGAAGAAGACAACUAAGCUGGCGGAUACGGCAGCCAAGGAGAAAAGAGACGGUGGUCCAGACGUCAUCAUCGUGGGAGCUGGUGUCGGUGGCUCAGCUCUUGCCUAUGCUCUUGCUAAGGACGGACGUCGAGUACAUGUGAUAGAGAGAGACAUGAGCGAACCUGUGAGAAUGAUGGGUGAGUUUAUGCAACCUGGAGGACGACUCAUGCUAGCUAACCUUGGCCUUCAAGAUUGUUUGGAAGAAAUCGAUGCACAGAAAGCCCCAGGCUUAGCACUUUAUAAGGACGGGAACAAAGCCCUCAUACCUUUUCCAAUGGAGGACAAGAACUUUCCUUACGAACCUACUGGUCGAUCUUUUCACAAUGGCCGUUUUGUACAGCGACUGCGCCAAAAAGCCUCUUCUCUCCCUAAUGUGCAAUUAGAAGAAGGAACCGUGAAGUCUUUGAUAAAAGUUAAAGGUGUGGUUAAAGGAGUGACAUACAAGAACAGCGCAGGGGAAGAAAUAAAUGCAUUUGCACCUCUCACUGUGGUAUGCGACGGUUGCUAUUCAAAUCUUCGUCGGUCAGCCAUCGAUAACAAAGAGGAAGUGCUCUCGAAUUUUGUGGGAUUCGUCGUGAAGAAUAGCCGACUUGAAGAUCCUCAUAGUAUGCAUCUGACUUUUGCUAAACCUCUACCCUGUGUGUUAUAUCAAAUAACCAGCGAUGAGGUUCGUGUUGCUGCCGAGCUUCCUGCCGACAAUAUUCCUUCUAUAGCGAAUGGCGAAAUGGUUAACUUUCUCAAGAAAACUCUAGCUCCUCAGAUACCUGAAACUGGAAAGCUCCGGGAGAUAUUUUUGAAAGGGGUUGACGAGGGACUACAAGAGGUAAAAGUUCAUGCGACUAUGAGUAUGUCAGCGAAGCCGAGUGAUAAGAAAGGAGUGAUUGUGUUGGGAGAUGCAUUCAAUAUGCGUCAUCCUAUAGUCGCUUCAGGGAUGAUGGUUGCACUCUCGGACGUUCUCAUUAUACGUAAUCUUCUCAGGUCAUUGCCUAACAUUGGCAAUGCCAAGAAGGUCUCGGAGCUUAUCAAGUCCUUUUACAUCAUCCGCAAGCCAAUGGCGGCUACGGUGAACACACUGGCGGAUGUCUUUUCAAACGUGCUUGUCGCUACAACGGACGAAGCAAAAGAGGGAAUGAGACAAGGCUGCUUUAAUUACAUGUGUAGUGGUGGUUAUAGAACAAACGGAAUGAUGGCUAUUCUUGGAGGCAUGAACCCUCGUCCCCUUACUCUAGCUCUUCAUCUUGUAGACAUCACUCUCUUCUCCAUGGGCCAAUUGCUCUCUCCCUUUCCUUCGCCCCGUCGCUUUUGGCAUAGCCUCAGAAUUUUUGGGUUGGCUUUGCAAAUGUUGGGUGCACAUGUGGUGGAUGAAGGAUUCAAAGAGAUGUUGAUUCCUACAAACGCAGCUGCGUAUCGCAGAAACUAUAUGGCCGUGGCCAGCGACUGUUGAUUGAUCUUCAGAACCAAGUCUAUUUAGAACUCAAACAGCUCUAUUUAAAAAAAAAAAAUUUGAAUAAAGAAUUGGGUCCUGUUGAGCCUUUGAUUAUGCCUUGUUGU
Messenger RNA from Eruca vesicaria subsp. sativa (arugula), 1679 nucleotides. Lineage: Eukaryota; Viridiplantae; Streptophyta; Magnoliopsida; Brassicales; Brassicaceae. The record is from the annotation of a GenBank genome assembly.